Messenger RNA from Aspergillus fischeri NRRL 181, 1119 nucleotides. Its product is annotated as short chain dehydrogenase/reductase family protein. Gene Ontology annotation, molecular function: oxidoreductase activity, acting on the CH-OH group of donors, NAD or NADP as acceptor. The record is from RefSeq and is a predicted model, not a curated record. The transcript is spliced from 2 exons. Lineage: Eukaryota; Fungi; Ascomycota; Eurotiomycetes; Eurotiales; Aspergillaceae. The coding region runs from base 1 to 1119 and encodes 372 amino acids.
AUGGUCUGCAUCUUAGAAUUGCAGGAAUACACUUUUAUUGAUUUCUACCAUGGUGACGCAAAGGAAUUGGCUUUCACGCGAAGGAGCGUGUUCUCUCGGAGGAUAGGGUUCACUGCCGAUGUCUUCGGAAAAUGGAUUCAGAACACGCUUCUGAGUCCCUGGAAGACGCUCCCUCUCCUGCUGGCGGCCCAGUAUACCGCGAAGGGCCACCAACUCGCCCUCGAGCACCCGCGAUCCUUCCAGGCCCUCCAGCUCCUCACUUUGCUCGCCGUCCUCCGCCAUGUUAACGCCUGGCUCAAUACCCGGACCCUGAACAAUGGCGUCUCGGACCGGUACGACUGGAAUCGCGAGGUGGUUGUGCUGACAGGUGGCAGCAACGGGAUAGGCAGACGAAUCGCGCAGCUGCUCGGCGACAGCGGCAUCAAGGUCGCCAUCCUUGACAUCCACUCACCACAGGAGGACCAGGGCCGCCUCCCGCCCACCGUCCGCUUCCACAAAUGCGACAUCACCUCGCCCUCGGCCAUCGCGGCCGCCGCUGCCGACAUCCGCGCAACUCUGGGCGAGCCCACCGUCCUCAUCAACAACGCUGGCGUCUGCAGCGGCAAGACCAUACUCGGCGGCACGGAGGCGGACACCCGCAUCCAGUUCGAGGUCAACACCCUCGCGCACUACUGGCUUGCGCGCGAGUUCCUGCCGCACAUGGUCAAACGCAACCACGGCAUGGUGGCCACCGUUGCCUCGCUGGCGGGAUAUACCACCACCCCCAAUAUGGUCGAUUACUCCGCCACCAAGGCUGCGGCGAUUUCGUUCCACGAGGGGCUGGCGGCGGAGCUGGUGACGAGGUACCAUGCCCCGCGGGUGCGGACGGUGCUGCUCACGCCUGGAUUCACGCAGACAGCGCUCAUCGGGCAGUUAACUCCGGAGGAUACGUGGUUUAAUCCGCUGCAGCAGCCGGAGACGGUCGCGGAGCAGUUGGUGAGACAGAUCCUCAAGGGGAAUAGUGGGCAUGUUGUUGUGCCGGGUUCCUCAGGGUGGCUUGCUCGGAACCUGAGGAGCUUUCCGCCUUGGUUCCAGCAUUCGCUGAGGUCCUGGUUGGAGAGAUUGAUGCGUGCUGAUUAG